Molecule: messenger RNA, 4110 nt
Organism: Trematosphaeria pertusa
Lineage: Eukaryota; Fungi; Ascomycota; Dothideomycetes; Pleosporales; Trematosphaeriaceae
Product: cell wall biogenesis protein phosphatase Ssd1
Exons: 4
Coding region: 1-4110 (1369 amino acids)
Biological process (GO): mRNA catabolic process
Cellular component (GO): exosome (RNase complex); P-body
Molecular function (GO): RNA binding; 3'-5'-RNA exonuclease activity
Source: RefSeq, a predicted model, not a curated record
AUGGACCAGCAAGGCCAGCCAGGCCCUAUGGGCCCUGCCGGCCGUCGUCUGCACAUCGCUCAUCGACGUAGCCCGUCUGAGCUGACUCCGCUGAUGAUGGAGCAACUGGCCAUCGCCCAGCAGAUCGAGGUGUUACAGCAACAGCAGCAGCAGAUCGCUGCGACGCAUCAGCAAUAUGUUAACAUGGGCAUGAUUCAGCCUCAGCAGCACCUUCCCGGCAAUUUCCAGAUGCAGGGACAGAUGUCCAAUGUAUCGCCACACACAAACCAAUUUCAGUUCCCGCAGCAGAUGCCCCAGCAGCAUCUCGCGGUGCCAAUGAAUGCCCCCUCCCAGCCGUCCUCCCACCGCCGCAACCAGUCCGCCCUCCCCAACGUCAUGGGGCCUCCCCCGGCUCCGUCAUCGGGCGCUUCAGGCUUCGGCGAAUACGGCGGACAGCAGGGAAAUCAGAGCAGAGAGAAUGUCAACCCGCGCGGCCGCGGUGGCGGCGGCGCCGGGUCGGGACACACCCGACGACACUCUUUGGCUCUUCCCGAAGCCAAGAAGGCGGCCGAGCUGGCGGAACAGAAGAGAAAGGCUUCUGGCUUCCAGUUCCCGCUUCCUUCUGCUGGCGGAUCCAGCGCCAAUCGUGAUCAGAGCCCCAGCGGCAAUAGCGCCACCGAACAGACACCUUCUACGCGUGGCCGAGGCGGUCAUGGCCGCAGCCAGAGCAUGGCUGUUGGGCGCGGCGGUGGCAACGCCGGUCGUGGUGGUGGGAGCUUCCAGUUCCCAGGCCCACAAGCGUCGAAUGACACCAACAACGGUUCUGGGCAGUCCGACUUCCAGCGACGUGGCAGCCAGGGUCACGGGCGGUCUCAGUCUCGAAACUUCGACGGCAAUUGGAGGCAGCCCCAGAAUCAGCAGCAGCAGCAACAACAACAACAACAACCGCAGGACAAUCAAGCUCAGAACAUGGGCAACUUCAACAUGAAUCAGACCGCCAACGCCGCUCCUUUCCAGCCAGGGCACCGAACGCGUGGCUCUGUGAACCAGUCGAUCGGUUCUAUCGGCAACUUCCAGUAUCCUGGCCAGCCCCAGCUCGUCCAGCUCCCGCAGGGCCAGGUGCUCCUCCCGCAGCAGAUGUUUGGCGGACAAGGCCUCAAUCCCCUGCAAAUUGCCCAUCUGCAAGCUCUCCAGGCUGCUCAGAUGAACGGUGGAGGUAUGGGAGGCCUCGGGGCGAGCCAACACGCGCAGCCGCAGAUGGCUAUGCAACAGCAACAACAACAGCGAAAGACGCUAUUCACUCCUUACCUGCCGCAGGCCACCCUGCCUGCCCUUCUUAGCGACGGACAGCUGGUCGCUGGUAUUCUUCGUGUCAACAAGAAGAACCGAAGUGACGCCUACGUUACCACUACCGAUCUGGAUGCCGACAUCUUCAUCUGUGGUAGCAAGGACAGGAACCGCGCUCUUGAGGGCGACUUGGUCGCUGUCGAGCUCCUCGACGUCGACGAGGUGUGGGGACAGAAGCGCGAAAAGGAAGAAAAGAAGAAGAGGAAGGAUAAUGCUGAUCCCCGCGGCAGCAACAUUGCUGUCAACGAUGCCACGACUCAGCCGGAGACCAGCCAAGGUGAAGGUGGUAUCCGGCGCCGAGGCAGCUUGCGCCAGCGUCCUACGCAGAAGAAGAAUGAUGACGUUGAAGUCGAGGGGCAGAGCUUGCUACUUAUGGAAGAAGAAGAGAUCAACGAUGAGCAGAAGCCAUUGUAUGCUGGCCACAUUGUCGCCGUCAUUGAACGUGUCGCCGGUCAAAUGUUCUCCGGUACGCUUGGACUUCUGCGCCCUAGCAGCCAGGCUACAAAAGAGAAGCAGGAGGCCGAACGGGCAGCUCGCGAAGGCAGCAAUUCUCGUCCUGAACCACAGCGUCAGCAAGAUAAGCCCAAGAUCGUUUGGUUCAAGCCUACCGACAAGCGUGUUCCUUUGAUCGCCAUUCCUACCGAACAGGCCCCCAGAGACUUUGUCGAGAAGCACCAGGAUUACGCCAACCGCAUCUUCGUCGCAUGCAUCAAGCGAUGGCCAAUUACCUCUCUACACCCCUUCGGUACCCUUGUGGAACAGCUAGGCGAGAUGGGCGACCUUAAGGUGGAAACCGAUGCUCUCCUACGGGACAACAACUUUGGUCCUGAUGACUUCUCCGAUGCUGUCAUCAAGAAUGUCGGCUUCGAAGAGUGGUCUGUCGCCAACGACGGCGAGGCCGCUCUAGAGAACCGCCGCGACUUCCGAAGCGAGGAGACGUUCACGAUCGAUCCGAACGGCGCAAAAGAGUUAGAUGAUGCUGUCCACUUCAAGUACUUGGAUGACGGUCGCGUCGAGAUCGGUUUCCAUGUCGCCGAUGUUGCCCACUUCAUCAAGUCGAAUUCGCUUGUGGACCGCGAAGCAAAGAAACGUGGCACGGCCGUUUAUCUCAUGAACCGCACGGUCAACAUGCUACCACCGCGUCUCUCAUCUGAGAUUUGCUGCUUGAGCCCCGGAGAAGAGCGCUACACCGUCAGCGUGGUGUUCAAGGUCGAUCCUAACUCUGGACAUGUAUACGAGGAUGAGACCUGGAUUGGCAAGUCUGUAAUCAAGAGUUCAGGCAAAUUGUCGUACGAGGAGGUUGAUGCCGUUAUCAACGGUAAUGACCUCGAAGUUUCGGCUAGCCGAGCCAAGGACAUCAAGAUGCUCCACCACAUCACCCAGAAAUUCCGACAGGCACGCUUUGGUGAUCGUACUACGGACAUCCCACCUCUGCGGCUCAUGUAUCAACUUGACGAUGAGAACGUCCCCGUUGAGGAAAACAUCUUCGACUCCUCUCCUGCACACGAGUGCAUUGAGGAGCUUAGCCACAAGACGAAUGCUUUCGUGGCCAAGAAGAUUGCCGCUGGCCUUCCGGAGAAGGCUCUUCUUCGUCGACAGCCUUCGCCCAACUCCCGCCGCUUGCAGACAAUUGCCGACCGCAUGAAUGCGAUUGGCUACCCGAUCGAUACUACCAGCAGCGGUACGCUGCAGAACAGCCUGUUCCAAGUGGACGACGACGAUAUCCGGAAGGGUAUGGAGACGCUUGUCAUCAAGUCCAUGAUCCGUGCGAAAUACUUCGUGUCUGGAAAGCUACCAGAAGAUCAGCAUCCCCACUACGCUUUGAACCUGCCGCUCUAUACACACUUUACCAACCCAUCUCGACGAUAUGCCGACAUCAUCGUCCAUCGCCAGCUGGAGGCCGUCCUGUCCAAUGGUGCGACUGACUUCACCGAGGACAUUGAGGUCCUGGCGAAGACUGCAGAGAUGUGCAACACCAAGAAGGACUCUGCUCAUUCGGCACAGGAGCAGAGCGUUCACAUUGAAGCAUGCCGCAAGAUGGACAAGAUGAGGCAGGAUCUAGGUGGCGACCUGAUCAGCGAAGGCAUUGUUCUCUGCGUGUACGAGUCGGCGUUUGAUGUCCUCAUCCCCGAGUUUGGUUUCGAGAAGCGUGUCCACUGCGACCAGCUUCCUCUGAAGAAGGCAGAAUUCGACAAGAACAAGCGCCUCCUCGAGCUCUACUGGGAGAAGGGUGUCCCGUCCUCUGCUUAUAUUCCCGAGGACGAGAGGCCCAAGCACGGUUCAGCGCGUGCCGCUACUGCCGCCGCCGCCGCACGUGACGCCGAAAUUGCUAAGCAGCGUGCGAAGGAGCAGGAGGAGGCCCAGCGAAGGCAAAUGGACACGGGCACGAUGUCGACUGAUGAUGUGGAUGCGUUGUUUGAUGAUGAGGAUGACGACUCGAAUGAUCUGACCGGGGCUAUGGCCGGCGUUUCCUUGAACCCAUCGGGAGCGGACCGCCCGACGCAGAGCAUGCCUCCAUCACCAACCCGAAACGGUCUGGGGUCGGGCCAGGCCCCGCACCGCGUCAAGUCGGACUCGAAGCUCGCUCAGAGCGCCAGUGAAGCCCCAGAAGCCAAGCUCACGAACAAAGAGAAGUAUCUAAGCUGGUUCACCCUGCGAGAGGAGAACGGAGACUAUAUCCAAGACGUGCGGGAGAUGACUCGCGUGCCAAUCAUCCUUAAGACGGAUUUGACGAAGAGCCCGCCGUGCUUGACCAUCCGGUCCCUCAACCCCUACGCUCUCUAA